Messenger RNA from Cuscuta campestris, 2105 nucleotides. The record is from the annotation of a GenBank genome assembly. NCBI's taxonomy places the organism in Eukaryota, Viridiplantae, Streptophyta, Magnoliopsida, Solanales, Convolvulaceae.
CUACGGAAUUACUACGGAAGAUUUUCCCAAAGAUAAUCAAUUCCGUCUUCUUCGCAUAUGCAGGGCUAAAUCUCCACCUUAUCUUCAUCCCUGAUUUAUCUCCAAAAAUACACUGAUUUUCCGAUUAAUUUCUUAACCGAAGGAAAGGAAUCAAGCCUCUAAAGAAGGAAAUUUUUGGUCUUAAUCAUAGAAGUCAUAGAAGGAAAGUGACUUCUCCCAUUUUUACUAUGCCUACCAUCGCAGAAGGAAAAUUCUGCAGCCCAGCCGAUCUUCGCUUCAUCACAGAAGGAAACUCUCGCAAAAGGAAACACUGGCAGGAGGUAGCAAAUCUCUUCAGCCGAUCUUCACUCUUAAUUGAGAUCCAAAAUUCCAAAUUUGAGAUUCAAAUUUGAGAAUCGAGGUUCAUUAUGAAAAUUUUGUGGCCGCUGCAAUCACUGUUAAUAGGAAGAAGUCUUGAAGACAAUUUGGAAGAGUAAUCCCCAGCUCCAUUAAAGUUCUUCUUUUGAGCUUCAGAUUUAUGAUUUUAUAGGCUACGGUUGAGUUGAAGAACUUCUCUCUUAAAGAAAUACGAGGACAUGAUUGGUUUGGCGAGCUUUGAAAUAAGCGAUACAUGCAAGAAAGUCACAAUUAGCAUUGGAAUUCAUCGUCUCCACUCAGGGGUCCAAUCAAAUAGAGCAAUGCCCAAACAUACAAAGUGAUGCAAUCUGCAGAGACUGUUCUUGUGGACACCAUUAUGUUUGAUUUUGCAUCCAAUCACAACAGCAUUUCCAAUACAUGCAUCUAUAGGUUGAGAGUGCACAGAUGAGACCCAAAUCUGUGUCAAUGCUACCAUGAGUACAGUAAGGUUGCUUCACUUCUUCAUUACUAAUCUGUAGUUGGAACAAAGAUGUGUGGGCAGUAGUAGUGUGGAGCUAUUCCCAUUUUUAAGAUCAACAAGGAGAGGGUUCAGUCACGGGGGAUUCAUGACGAUACUUAUGAUCUUCUGCUUCUGAGGAAUGCUUCUGAUUAUUGCUUGAGCACUUUAAAGUUAAAACAAUAAUACAUCUAUCAAUACAGUCCAUGCCAAAAUGAAGUUUAUAAGACAAUUGAUGUGAUACCAUGAAGGUAGACCACCCUCAAUCCAAGCCCAGCAUAGCCAUAAAGUGUUUUGGUGUGGCAUCGGUAUGCCCGAUGUGGCUCUCCGUCCCAUUUGGCACCACCGCCCCUGCCGUUUGGGAGUCGGUGUUAACGGCAUCCUCAUCUCAAUCCCAAGGCAACCACCGCCGCCGCCAUUAAAAGACGCAAGUUUUUAAAGCCCGGCCGGCCGCCCUUCCAGUUUGUGUUCGUUCAAAAUCACCAGAAAGAAGAAGAAGAAGAAAUAUAAUAUGCAGGCGCAAGAAGAGAGAAGCGGCGGGCAAAAUGGAAGAGGAGAGGAAGACCAGCAGAUUCCGUCAAUGGCGUUGAACCACGUUUCCAGGCUGUGCAGAGAUGUCGGGAAGUCUGUGGAGUUCUACACCAAGGUGUUGGGGUUGGUGGAGGUGGAGCGGCCGCCGGGGUUCGACUUCGACGGCGCCUGGCUCUUCAACUACGGCGUCGGCAUUCAUCUCAUCCAAGCCAAUCAAGGCGACAGAGAGCGACUCCCGGGUCACCACACAGAUCAAGACCGCCAUCUUGACCCCGUUGACAACCACAUCUCUUUCCAAUGUGAUGAGAUGGAGAAGGUGGAGAGAAGGCUGAAGGAAGAGGGGGUGGAAUACAUGAAAAGAACGGUAGGGGAAGGAAACGCCAUAGACCAGCUGUUCUUCAAAGACCCAGAUGGAUUCAUGAUCGAGAUCUGCAACUGCGAAAAAGUGGCUUUAGUUCCUCAGAGAUCUAUGGGCAAGAUCAAGCUUCCCUCUGACCGUCACAAUCCUCCCCUUAAACCCAAAACUUGAUUUAUUUUCAUUUGAGUGUAUAACUCCAUGUAUGGUUUGAUAUUUAAAAAAAAUAUUUGCACUAAAAGCACUAAAACUUAAAUUAUUUCUCUAAAUAGCACUUAAAUUAUUUUAUUUUAUAAACAGCACUUAAUAAUGUCCAUAAUGAUCAGUGAUGGCAAAAAUUUAUUUGAAUAAUGACUAAUGGAUAAU